AAUUUUCACAUUAAGUGAGUCUGACAUCACAUGUGCAGAAGAAGUUGUCAGGGCACUCAAGCCUAUGAAGGACGCCACCCUGGUGAUGUCAGAGGAGAGCAUGCCAACCCUGUCCAUCAUUGCUCCUCUUCAUGCCAAGCUUGUGAUGGGUGCACAAGAAAGUGUUGAUGAUACACUGACAGUAAGGGACAUUAAGACUGCCAUAGCAGAAGAUCUGGGAAAGAGAUAUGUAAAUGAGAGGGAGACACUAUGGAUGGCAUCAACAGUUGAUCCUCGGUUUAAGGACCUGCCCUUCCUGUCUGAAGCAGAGACCAGUGAGACCUAUUCCAGACUGUUGGACACUGUGGUGACUGUGAUAAAGAAGGAAAAAAAUCAGCAAGAGAAUAAGGAGACUGACAAACAGGUGGAGGAAGAGAAUGCCACAGAGGAGGCUCAUCACCCACAUAUCAAAGACAGCUUUGACUCCAUCCCUCGGCCACCCCUAAAGAGACAGAGGACCUCAUGUGCAUUGGUGGACUUGCUCGGAGCUACGUUUGCCUCUACUAGUGACAAUACUGCACCAAAAUCAGAACAUGAUGUUGCUGCAGCUGAGAUCAAGAGGUAUAGAGAUGAGACCCCUUUGCCUCUCACAGGAAAUCCUCUCAGUUGGUGGAAGGACCAUGAACAGGAAUACCCUCACCUAUCCAAAGUAGCAAGGAGUUUCCUAUGCAUUCCUGGAACAAGUGUCUCUGCAGAGAGAGUUUUCUCCUCUGCAGGAGACAUAGUAAAUGCACAGAGAAGUGUCCUGACAGCUGACCAUGUCGAUCAGCUUGUAUUCCUGCACAAAAAUCUGGAAAUUGAACAAUAACCACUGAGAAAACACUAAACAUGUAAAAUCUCUGAUAUGAGAAUGUUUGACAUUUUGGUUGAGUCUCAUAAGCACUUUUAUUUAGAUGAGUAAAUUCCUUUUUUCAGGUUGUACUAAAAGUGUUCCAUUGAUGGACACUGCAGAGCUGUACUUUAUUUUAAUAGCACUUUACAUUGUUUGUUAAUGUUUACUUGGAUGGAUUCUUCAAGCAAUUUCAUUUUUGAUUUAUAUUUGUUUAUGUUAAGGUCACAUAAAAAGUGCUUUGUUUUGAUGCUCCAUAGAGCAGUUUUUGGAUAAGUAUUUUACAAUCAUAGUACUUAGAAAGACCUCAGUGUUACAUGUUUACUUUUUUCAUGUUAAAAAAAAUACUUGAUAUUUCAGUAAAGUAGUUUUUGUUUGUUUAUUUGACAUGACUUCUAAUAAGGCAGAUGUUAAUUUCUCCAUUCAUU
Molecule: messenger RNA, 1296 nt
Organism: Oreochromis aureus
Lineage: Eukaryota; Metazoa; Chordata; Actinopteri; Cichliformes; Cichlidae
Product: E3 SUMO-protein ligase ZBED1-like
Exons: 2
Coding region: 65-847 (260 amino acids)
Molecular function (GO): protein dimerization activity
Source: RefSeq, a predicted model, not a curated record